AUGCGAGGCCUCAUCGCAGCAUUCAUUUGCAGUGUGAUCCUAUCCAGUUCGAAAUUGUGUGGUGCAGCGCAAUUGGAACAAAUUGAACGUGCAUUGAACAUCAAGGUCAUCGAGCAGCCUCAAUUAGACUUUUCAGAAAGUGUCAAUGGCCAAGUACAGUUGCUGGGCAACUUCCAAGAUCUCAAUUUCUAUACGUAUUCGGGCCAAAACAACUUCACCGGUGAAUUGACCAACACCACCGACCAAAGGCUCAUCUAUUCUUCCGGUGACACACUUAUCGAGCUUUAUGCGGCCCAGAACAACGAGACUUUCCAUAUAGAGCACAUAGUACCGCUGGAGUCCGAUUCAUUUAUUCUCAGCGGGACAGGUUCUAUCUUGGGCCACCAAUUAGACCAUCAGUUGGUCCUCAACCUUUCCACGAUCGAAUACCGUCAGAUUUUUCCCCAGACGUUGUCAAAGGUAAAUGCCAUCACAGUUGUGGGCGGAAAGGCGUAUUUUGGCGGAGAUUUCGAAUACCAGAGCGUCAAUGCAACUGUACAUUCUGUGGUUUCUUGGGACUACGAAAGAAAUGAGGUUGAACUUUUACCUUUUGGAGGGUUCGGCUUGGGUUCAAUAGUCAACUCCAUCUUACCCUGGAAUGAUCAAACACUUUUUUUUGCAGGAAAUUUCUCUGCAGUCGAAAACUCUAAAGCUUUAAUGAAUAGCUCGAAUUCCACCAAUACAAAUGUGACUGUGCCUGAAUUGAGUAAGCCUCUUUCUCUUAAAAAUGCGGAAUGGAGCUCCACGGGAAUUUUGCAAAAAGAAGAGCUAAUCUGCCCAUCCUCCUCCGACAGCACAGGUUGGGUAGAAAGCAACAGUGCACAAGGCGAGUUCAAUGUGACUCUCGCCGCCAGGACGAGACUAUCAAAACUUCGUCUUUAUAACUCUCCUGUGGAUGAUGAGCAGGUGUCGCUAUUCCGCAUUAUCACUUCGCCUUCCAAUGGCAUUAUGAAUCUAACCUACCUGGACCCCUCAAGUGGCCAUUUGUCUUUCUGUGAUGCCUGGUGCCCGUUGUAUCCCAUUAAUAAUCUAAGUGCCCUAUCCUCCGGCAGUUCUAGUGCCGACAGGACCUAUUUCCUGGGAAACCAAACAACGCUAGAAUGGUCUGACUCGUAUCAAGACUUUGCAUUCGUUGACGAAGUUCCAAUUACAAGCUUGAAAUUUAGUUCCCUAGACUCCUACGGCUCAAGCGCGGGGCUCAAGUCAUUCGAGCUCUAUGAAGAUCAAAUUUCUGUCUAUGCUAACGACACAAACAACGCUCCCAAUUGCGGCGGUGCAACCACCAUGUUCAAAUCUGACCUGUCAAGUACUUCUGUAUGGCAGUCCAGUUCACAGGGAGACAAUUAUGUCUACACCGAUUUUGACAGUAGUGAAGAUCUUCCGUGGGUAACCUACUUAGUCGACAUUGCAUAUCCCGGUGAGUACACGGUCAAUUUGUUGACACCGGGAUGUACGGCUGACAAUUCUUGUGAGUCAAGAGGCGUUGUGAAUGCAACAGUGCGUUCCCAGAAAAAUGAUACAGUCCUUUCCACAUUUGACAUUUAUCAAACUAAUGCAUACGAAAAGUAUGACACGCUUUAUUCGGGGCCUCUCGAUGACAGUUUGAACAUCACAGUGGUUUUCAAGAGUGCUGGUAGCUCUGAUAGUUCUGUUAUGGUCGCUGAAAAAGUCGAGGUUAUUUCUAAAGCAUAUGAUAGCUCGGUGUUUGACAUUAAAGACCACAAUCUUUUGAACGGUCUGAUGCAAUACAAUGUGACCCAAUCAGAGGUAAUAUCUUACAGCCAAGGAAUCAAUUCUAGCGCCAAUCUGAUGGGGUUAACAACAAGCUCGACGCUUCCAAAACAUGCGAACAUGUUCAUUGAUAGAUUGGAAGAUACAGCUGUACUAUUAACCUCCACAGGUGAUUUGAUAACAACUCACCUAGAUGAAAAUUUAGAGUCGUCUAAGAUUCGCUCAAGAAGCAUCGGUCAGAAAAUUGACUCAGUGCAAGCUUUUUCUAAUGGCCUGGCUGUCAUCGGGGAAUUUGAUAACUCUACAACGGCAAUCGCCUUGAAUCCCGAUGGCACAGUAUUUGAUUUUUUCGGAGGUAACUUGAAAGCUUCACGUAUAGCCAACAUUACCCUAAAUGGUGAGGAAGCCUUGAUUUUCAAUGACAACUUCGUGGUCGAUGUAACCUCGAAGCAACUUCUUCGCAAUACGUCUAAGCUGGCCUUAUCAGCUCUCAGUGCAGGUUCCAACUCUUUGAACGACACCUUGAUGCAGGGAAACAUCAUAAAGAACCAGUAUACCAUGCUCGAUGGUACUUUCUCGUUUCCACUCAAGUCGAGCCCAAGCACAAAUUCAUCGAAUGCAUUUGGAGGGAUGUUUCCAUACGAUGCUGUUUUCGUUGAUAAUUCAACCGCAAUCUAUGCAUGCUAUGAUCCACAAAAUUCGUCAAAUACGCACACAUUGAUUAAGCUGGAAAACUCAACCAAGACCCAGAACCUGCCCUAUCAAUGGCCAAAUCCUGUCUCAGCUUUGGCCUACCUGAAGAACGAAUCUCUCUUGGCCAUUGGCUUGCAGAAUGCUACCACAGGACCGCAAUUCAUUUUAAGAAACCUUAGUGUCGACAGUCCUUUGGCAAAUUAUUCCUGGUCCAACGAAGCCUCCGUCAAUUCAUUCAUAUUUUUGGAGGGAAACACAUCGAUUUUGGUAGGUGGAAACUUCACAGAUGAGAAGUCUGCUUGCUCCGGACUUUGCUUAUUUGAUUACCGCGAAAAUAAAUGGUCAUCUUUUCUUAACAAUUCUGUGACCGGCGUCAUCGAUAAAAUGACGGCUUUCGACGACACGCUUAUUGUCGCAGGAUCUGUGCAGAUCGGCAACCAAAGUGCUGCCGGUCUUGUUACUUUGUCGUUUACCAAUGGCUCAUCCGAGGUUGUGAAAGCUGGAGAUGAAGAAGUAAAAGACUUCGCAUUCCUGGAUGAAUCCCACAGCAACCUCGUUGCAGUUUCAGAACGCAAUGUUUAUCAGCUCAUGAACGGAAGCUGGACGAAAGUAUCUUCAGGAUUCGAAACCUCUUCUGUUUUUGAAGGAGCUCAGGCUUUUCCUCUGCAUCAAAACUUCUCCGAGUACACAACUACUAAUGAGACCAAUGCUAUAAUUAUCACGGGUGAUAUUCGUCACGAAAGUUACGGUUCAUUAAGCGCAGUAAUCUACCAUUCUCAACAGUGGUUUCCAUUUCUCACCACAUCAUCCGCUACAACGGCAUCAAAUUUCGAAGGUCCUCCAGUCAUAUUUACAAACAAGGAUAUCUCUUCAGCCGAUAGCUAUCAAGGUUUCUUACAGAGUCCCUUACAAGUUAAUACUACUAACAGUGGAGGGCGUCCAUCUGAACCAACAUCCUCUAAGUCUCAUCACAGAAACGAUGAAAAGCGAAUCGACAGAGGGUUUGUUGUGCUGAUUGGCCUUGCACUCUCCAUGGGAACAAUAGCUGUCUUGGGAACACUGGCAGUUGCUCUUUCGUAUUUCUUUGGUGACACUGGUGAAAACUCUCAAUUUCUCAAACCACGUAUCGACGAGAACGAAAUGAUAGACACGGUUCCCCCCGAAAAACUAAUGAAAUUCAUAUAA
This is a messenger RNA of Lachancea lanzarotensis, 3648 nucleotides long. RefSeq names its product LALA0S07e06414g1_1 (gene RAX2). The coding region runs from base 1 to 3648 and encodes 1215 amino acids. NCBI's taxonomy places the organism in Eukaryota, Fungi, Ascomycota, Saccharomycetes, Saccharomycetales, Saccharomycetaceae. The transcript has a single exon. Gene Ontology annotation, cellular component: plasma membrane of growing cell tip; cellular bud scar; cellular bud neck. Gene Ontology annotation, biological process: positive regulation of establishment of bipolar cell polarity regulating cell shape; cellular bud site selection. The record is from RefSeq and is a predicted model, not a curated record.